UCGAAACGUUAUUUACACGUUGUACAUACAGAUAUAGUAUAAUAGGUGGUAUUUGUAACUGGCUGAGCGAUAAGAUUGUGCCUCCAUGAUAAUAGAAGAGUGGAGAGUGUAAUGAGAAAAAGAGCCUGUAUUCGACAAGGUCGAAGCUCCGGGAUAUCGUGAAUUAGAUGGAAUUAAAUCAGACUCGACGGCAUCACUUUGGCGCUUAGUUAUUCGCUGGGAAACAGCUCAAACGUCCGGCGUUUUCAGUUGAACUUGAUUAUCUUUACUCAUUUGCUCGACAGUGAUUAAAAAACCGGAAGUUCAGUGCGUAAAAGAGAUGAGAAAGCGCGUAGAAAGGGGCCGAUGAAAUCUUUCACAUGGCCCAUUCGGAAAUCCAGGACCGAUCGUCACCUUGUUUCAAGCAGCUAACCAAGAUGGUCCUAAAGGAGACUUCCUACGGUUUAAAAACGUAUCCAGCUUCCGUACACGAGAUUUCCGCUAUGUUAGUCCAUGCGCAAAGGGAGUCCCUGGACGAGACGGUUCCCGGCUCCCACCAUCGCCUUCGCGACGAAGAGGAUGACCGUCGUUUCGGCGACGUUUCGCGCCAGAAUUUAAACGUCAACCGCGGGAGCAAUCACCAAUGCGGCAGUUUUUUCGCAAAGUGCAAAUGCAAAAAUGAACUCAAGUUGUCGGGCACGUCGCGGUCCUACUCCAUUCCGGUGCCACGUGACACACACGUCGACAAACGUUUGUCCAGCCCAGAAAUAGACUUGUCCGAGGUGACCAGCCGGCAACCCAACGUGUGUCUCAAGCCGAAAAGCCCCGGAACAGCUAGUCCUUCUAGCGUGAUCAAAACGAACGUUUUCCUCAAUCAUCCCGAAAUCACAUUUCCUAUUCCGGUCGAGGUCCCUGAGGAAGAUUACCAGAAAAAAACUUUCCCAGCUCAUCUCUAUCCCGAAAUUAAAAAUAAACCGGACAAUUUUCAUAAAGGCACUGCCUUAUCCUUAAAUAACGCCAACGGAGUGCAGUCAUCCAGAGAACAAGAGGCUGAAAAGUUCCUGAAGGAAUUUGGGCUGUUCGGUCCGAUGGGGAACGAAAUCACUACAAACUUUCGCAGAAAAUCUCGACCGUCGACCGACGAAACCUUUGCGAAUCAAACGAAGAAAAGUUCCAAGUCACUGGAGGUGAAACCGAACAUGAAGAUGUCGAACGUUAAUAUUGAAGAUUACGAACAUUUGAAGAAUGUGGUGGCCAGGUUGAAGAAAGACUUGUGCGACAUGGAGAUGAAAUAUAGCGCAGCGCAAGUGGAGUUGCACGAAACGAAGAACCUGUUGAGUUCCAAGGAGAAUGAAUUACUGAAGUUGCAUAGAGAAGUUCAUAAGCUCAAGAGCGUAUUGGAACAAACAACACCAUGUCACGUAGAAGAAGAUAUUUUAACAAGUAUCCAAGAAGAAUAUACGAUGGCUAACAGUGUCCCUCAGCUGCAAAAUGGGCACACUCAUGUACACCCUCACACCGACAAUGCCCAUCAUAAGAAACAGGGUGUAUCAGCAGAGUCCAGUGAAAAAACUUUAAAUGCCAGCGAUAUCACUAUUACAAAAUAUGAGAAAGAUUUCAGAUCAAAGCAGCUCAUCAAAGAUGCGCUAAUGGACAAUGCGUUCCUAAAAAAUCUGGAUACGUCACAAAUAAGGGAAAUAGUUGAUUCGAUGGUGCCAAAAGACUUUUCCGCUGGUUCCUAUGUUUUGAAGCAAGGCCAUGCAGGUGUGCAUUUGUUCGUGUCUGCCGACGGAGAAUUUGAGGUGAUUCAAGACGACAAAAUCCUGGGGCAUAUGGGACCAGGCAAAGCUUUUGGAGAAUUGGCAAUAUUGUAUAACUGUACUAGGACCGCUUCUAUUAAAGCUUUGACGGAUUCGAAAGUAUGGAUGCUGGACAGAAAAGUUUUCCAACAAAUAAUGAAAAGAACAGGAUUGCAGAGACUUCAGGACAAUAUAAACUUUUUGAAAUCGGUGCCUCUAUUGGAAAACUUGUCAAACGAUGUACUCACGAAGAUAGCUGACGUCUUGGAAGUGGAAUUUUAUCCUGCUGGAGCUUAUAUUAUCAGACAAGGUGCCAGCGGAGAUACCUUCUUUAUCAUCAGCAGUGGAUGUGUUAAAGUCACACAGAGACCUCCAGGACAUCUAGAAGAAGAAGAAAUACGCACGCUUGGUAGAGGCGAUUAUUUUGGAGAACAAGCACUGCUUAAGGAAGACUACAGAACUGCGUCAGUAAUUGCUCUACAUCCAGGAGUCGAAUGUCUUACCCUCGAUAGAGAUUCCUUCAAUCAGCUUUUAGGUAGCUUGAGUGAAAUUCAAGAAAAAGAUUACAGGGAUGAAGAACGGAUGAACAGGCCUGUAGUUCCUGAACAACAAGAGUAUGAUUACAUUGAACUUGACGAUCUUGACAUCAUUGGCACAUUAGGUGUGGGAGGUUUUGGUAGAGUUGAAUUAGUACAAUAUACAAAGGAUCCAACUCUCACAUUUGCAUUGAAAUGUUUAAAGAAGCAACAUAUUGUUGAAACUCAGCAACAAGAACACAUCUACAGUGAAAGGGACAUAAUGUUAAGUUGCAAAAGUCCAUUUAUAUGCAGAUUAUACCGAACUUACAAAGAUUCCAAAUACGUAUACAUGCUGCUGGAAGCAUGCCUGGGCGGUGAAGUUUGGACAAUACUAAGAGAUAGAGGAUGCUUUGAUGACCACACUUGUAGAUUUGUUACGGCAUGUGUCAUAGAGGCGUUCGACUAUUUACACUCUAGAGGCAUUAUUUAUAGAGAUUUAAAACCGGAAAAUCUCCUCGUUGAUAUCCAAGGGUACGUUAAACUAGUGGACUUCGGAUUUUCAAAAAGAUUAGGUUACAGCAGUAAGACGUGGACGUUCUGUGGAACCCCAGUGUAUGUUGCACCGGAAACAAUUUUAAAUAAAGGACAUGACAGAGCAGUAGAUUAUUGGGCGUUAGGAAUCUUAAUGCACGAAUUAUUGACCGGCAAUCCUCCAUUUACGGCGUCAGAUCCCAUGAAAACGUAUAAUUUGAUAUUAAAGGGUAUUGACAUGGUUGAUUUCGAUAAUGUAGGCAGAUCCGCCCAAAGUCUAAUAAAGAAAUUGUGCAGGGAUUUGCCAUCAGAGAGACUUGGUUAUCAGAGAGGUGGAAUAAUGGACAUAAGAAAGCAUAAGUGGUUUCAAGGUUUUGAUUGGGAUGGCUUGGUUGGCAGAACGCUACCAUCACCAAUUCAACAGCCCGUAAGAGGUCCUUGCGAUACCAGCAACUUCGAUUGUUUCCCAAAAGAUAACGACAUUCCUCCUGACGAGUUUUCAGACUGGGACGCGAAUUUUUGACGUCAACUCGGUUUUUUAAACCUGGAUCUCAAUAUUACCGUCAACAAUUACUUUACGUCUUACUGAAAUUUCAAGCAAUUUAAAAAACAACUUGAAUUUAUGCAACAAACGUUACAGGGUCAUAAGUGCAUAUUUCCUAGUUUUUUCACUAUUCUUUAAAUAUUACAAUUAUUACAAUAAACAUAGAUAAUAAGUACCGUAUAUAGAUAUAAUUACAAAGUUUUAAUCUUUGUCUAAUACGUACGCCUUAUUCUUGAAGUGCCAUAGUAGUAUUCUUUAUAUACCUACCUAUAAAAGUGCCUUGAAUGUUUCUUGGUUUACUAGCCAGGUACACUUUGUGUCAAUUUAUUUUGUAUUAUAUUAUGAAAUACGCUAACCAAAUACACUUUUUUAUGAUAUGAUAAGCAAAGAAUUACAGAAGCUCUUUCCUUGAUCUAAUUUCCUUGUUGUUGGGCGUUUAGUUAACCCUAUCAAACGUGUAUCAAAAAUUUUCAAAAUAUAAUAACAAAACGUAGUGGAACUGGAUUCGCCUAGUCUUUAGAUUUCUAUUUAGUAAAAUAUCCAUCUAAGUAUGUAUAAAGUAACGCAUUGAAAAACAUAUUACAAUUGUAAUAUGUUUCUAAAUAAAAUUGCUAACUGAGUAUUUUUAUCAUAUUCGUUCAAAGUUCGGUAUAUUUUCUCAUAUAUGUUUAGUUAUAGUUGUUUUUCAACUAAGUAUUUUAAACAUAUUUUUACCUUUAUUAGAAUUAGGCUAGAUAACCGAAUAUACUUUGGAACCAAUAGUUAUGAUUUUAUUAGAAAAAUUAUAGUGAGAGAAUUGUGUUAAAAAUUUAGUACAAGCCCUAAUUAGCAUUAUUUCAUUCUUAUUUAAUUAUUUUCUCCUAUUAUUUUCUUUAAAAAGACAAGCUCAUUGCAUUUUAAAAACUUUAAUAUUUAUUGUGACACGUUUUUCAAAAUUACCAGUAGUUUAUAAAAUACUCAGCAAUGCUGUGUCACUAUAAUAUAAGUUAUAGAUACAAUAUCAAAAUAAACAAAUCAAAGGAGUAUUGAAUUAUAAAUAUUUUAAUUAAUUUUGUAAUUUCCUAUUGAUGAUAUACUAGAUAAUAAACAACAAACAACAUAUUUCUAUAAAUUGUGGUGCUGUGAUAUAUUUAACCAUAAAUUUUAAUAAUUUUAGUAAUUAAUCAAUAAUCAUUUUUUAUAUAUGUUAGAACCAUUUUUAGUAAAUAUGAUUAUACCGGAUGAUCUUCAAAAGUGGUUCACCCAUAUAACUUUUUUAUUUUUUCAGAUAAAAAAAACGAGAUUUGGUAUCUUAGUGUACGACAUAAAUAAAGAUUGACUGACUUAUUCAAUUAGUUUCGUUCACUGCCUCUUUCACCCGAAAUGACUAUAACUUUUGAUUUAAAGUGAUACUCUCUGUAUUUUUUUACUUUAUUUAAUAGAAAAUUACAUUCUGAAGAGGAUGACAUAUUGUAUGUGAACUUUUAAUAUUUUUGGUUAAAAAUAGUACCUAUUUUAAAUUAUUUCAUUCUAGAGUCCAAGACAAUAAAUAUAUAUAUAACAACAAUUUGACUGGAAAUACCAAGUAUGUGGUAAAAAAUGAAUUUUCCAAAUCAUAUGCCUCCUUCCAUUUGAACAAAUUGAGUUAUGAUUAAAAAUACGAUUUAAGCAUAUUUUAACCGGUCAGGAAAGACACGAAAAACAGUACAUGAUCAAAUCCAUUUUUGUAAAGCUCUUUGAUUAAAAAUUAAUGGUUUUAACAGAACCAUGGCAGUCUAGAUCAUACAAAGUUAAAAAAUACUGAGGGUGCCAUUUAAAAAUCAAAAUUUGUAGUCAUUUCCGGUAAAACAGGAAGUGACCGAAAAAUAUUGAAUAUGUCAAUCAAUCCCUAUUUAUGUCACAUACUAAAAUACCAAAUAUCGUAUUUUUAUCUGAAAAAAGAAAAAAAUUAUAGGGGUAAGCCACUUUGGAAAAACACCGGUAUAUGUAUAACAAUAUAAUAAUUAUAAAUUAUUGUUAAAUAUAAUAAAUUAGAUAAACUUUUAGUAUUACAUAGUCAAUCACUGGAUGUUAAAGUUAAUUGUUAAAAUGUUAUUAAUAAAUUUUAUAUAUG
This is a messenger RNA of Sitophilus oryzae (rice weevil), 5463 nucleotides long. Its product is annotated as cGMP-dependent protein kinase, isozyme 1-like. Lineage: Eukaryota; Metazoa; Arthropoda; Insecta; Coleoptera; Curculionidae. Gene Ontology annotation, molecular function: cGMP-dependent protein kinase activity; ATP binding. The record is from RefSeq and is a predicted model, not a curated record. The coding region runs from base 360 to 3350 and encodes 996 amino acids. The transcript is spliced from 12 exons. Gene Ontology annotation, biological process: protein phosphorylation.